Molecule: messenger RNA, 1998 nt
Organism: Saccostrea echinata
Lineage: Eukaryota; Metazoa; Mollusca; Bivalvia; Ostreida; Ostreidae
Product: phytanoyl-CoA dioxygenase domain-containing protein 1-like
Exons: 11
Coding region: 92-1033 (313 amino acids)
Source: RefSeq, a predicted model, not a curated record
UCUUAACAGCGAUAUAUCAAUGCGGGAUAACUCUAUUGUAAAUAAUCGCACCUGGCGAGAAGUUGCCUCCAGAGGGUUGUGAUUUAAAGCAAUGUCACCCCCAGCUCCAGUGGAGAUCAGACCCGGUGUUCCAGAUUACAGUACAGUUCAUGAACCUCUAGGAGAAUUGUUUGAACCUAUUACAAAACCAGCUGAGUGGAAAAAGCACCUGCUAACAGGGGAUCAAGUAGACCAGUUCUGGGGAGAUGGAUUUCUACUCAAUGUUCCCAUGCUUACUCCAAGGCAGUGUGACAAAAUCCUGGAGGAUUACAAGAUCUUCAUGGGUGAAACAACACAUCCUGGCAUGGACAUGAUGUAUGAAUACCACAGCAACCAGAGUGGUGACCCCAAUAAUGUUCUGAUUCAUGCUUUAGGACACUGGAGGCUGACAAAGCUGUUCCACGAUCUUGCCUUUCUCCCUCAGGCUGUGGUUCCUACUUCACAAUUACUUGUGAAGGACAAAACACUUCCAGUGAGGUUUUGGCAUGAUCAGUUGUUUGCCAAGCCAGCUCAACAUGGUGGCUGUGUGGCAUGGCACCAGGAUUACUCCUAUUGGACUAGGACUCAACCAAUGCAGCACCUUACUAUACACAUCGCCCUGGAAGAUCAAACCAAAGAAAAUGGCACAUUGUACUACAUACCAGGUUCACACAGAUGGACAAGAGAUGGAAACCCCUUACCAGUCACUGACUUCAAUUUUAAAGACAUGGAAUCUAUUAUGACUGUGCUAACAGAGGAAGAAAAGAAAGAAUUCAAACCCAUACCAUCCCUGUUGAAGAAAGGAGAAGCCAGUUUCCAUCAUGCUAUGUCUGUUCAUGGUUCCUAUGGUAACAGGUCAGAUGGUCCGAGAAGAGCCGCUGUCCUGAACUACUUUGCUGAUGGCACAAUAUCCAACACAGACGACGAACUUCUCAAAGGGAUUACAGUUCCCAAGGGUAAAAAAAUGGAUGGACAGUUUUUUCCCAUUGUGUUUGAUCCAAAGUGGAUGGAAUGAUUCAAAUCAGGGAGCCAAACAAGGAAGAGUCUGACAAUUUAUAGCUUUGACUGUAGACAUUUGAUUACUGUAAAUAACAGAGAUAUAUAAAGAAAAAAAAUCUGUUAAAAUGAUAAGAAAAUAAUUAGGACCCUGCGUGAAAAUGCUGGAGCCCUAUAGGAAUCACAUUGUUUGUCUGUCCGUCAGUACAUUUGUUGUGGCACAAUAACUCAAACAGUUUUUAACAUGAUGGUUUUUUUUUUGCACAGAGGUAUUUUACUUUUAGAGUAAUACACCUAUAAAAUUAAGGGUCAUAUUACCUUUGUCUGUGUUUGAGUAUAUAUCAAUGACACUUUUGUUGUGACACAAUGACUCAAUCAGUUUUUAACGUAACAUUUUUCAAAUUUUACACAGAACUUUUACUAUUAGAGAAAGACUGUAAUAAAUUUAAGGCCCACAUAUUACUUUGUCUGCCUGUAUGUAUGUAUGCAGGAAAUGUAUGCGUGAAGGUAAAUCUUAAAUAGCCCCUAGUGGGGCCCUCUCUGACCGUGUCAUUUUUUUCAGCUUUUUAUCAUUACGAAAUCAAAAAAAUCUUUUAUUUUUCAUUUACACUUUUAUAAUUUUUUCUGACCAGUGUGGCAAUCAUGCAGUUUAUUCUUUGGAUUCCACAUAUACAAUCUUUUUUUUAAAAAGUACCUUUGAUAUAAAAUCAAUUUUAUGCAGUGUCUCUGAUUAAUUAUCUAAUGACUCUAUGAAAACUUGUAUUUUAAAACUGGUUAUGUAGUUUAUAUGUUACACCAACCAAUAUGAUGGCCUUGGAGACAUUGAAUCAAGGGUGCAUUGCUUUCCUGUUUAUUUAAGGAUACCCGGUGCUUGCUGGUUUGUUUGUUUGUUCAUUUGUUUGUUUUUGUGUUGUACACAAAUUAUCUAUAUACAUUGUAUGUGAUUUCGUUAUGAUUAUGAACAGAAUAAAACUUUAAUAAUGA